This is a messenger RNA of Athalia rosae (coleseed sawfly), 5108 nucleotides long. RefSeq lists its product as uncharacterized. Gene Ontology annotation, molecular function: microtubule binding. The transcript is spliced from 9 exons. Gene Ontology annotation, biological process: endoplasmic reticulum tubular network organization. Gene Ontology annotation, cellular component: cytoplasmic microtubule; endoplasmic reticulum tubular network; endoplasmic reticulum membrane. NCBI's taxonomy places the organism in Eukaryota, Metazoa, Arthropoda, Insecta, Hymenoptera, Athaliidae. Bases 987 to 3167 code for a protein of 726 amino acids. The record is from RefSeq and is a predicted model, not a curated record.
UCGCCUUUGCGAACUGGCUGCGUGCACUUUUGCUCCGUUCGAGCGAGCAGCCCGCGAACAAAGCUUUUCGGUUUCCUUGCAGUGACCUUCGUCUCACUCGCAAAUUUAUUUGCGAAAUAAGUUUGUUCCGCGGUCUAGGUCUCAGUUGAGGAUUUCUCAAGUAUUUCUGCUGCAGCUCGCAGCCACGCAGAGUGCGAGUAUACGAUCUGGACGUAGCGUGGGUGGACGGGCGUUAUAUUAUUCGACGUUUUGGAUCCACUCCAGAGGAUUCGCUUUAACGUUAAACUAUGACUCGGCGGUACACGCAUAGAGUCUAACGGGAUGUCCAAAAGGUUUUUCCCGUUCGGUUCGUGCGAAUUUGAUCAUUGAAAAUGUUCAUCCCCACUUUUAUCGGGCGUCAAGUCGACGCCGAGUAGGUGGAUUAUUGCGUCCGUCACCCCUACGGAGCUGUUUAUUUAAACUCCGUUGCGGAAUUGGCGUGAGCGCAGUAGUCGUCGAGUGUCGAGUAGAGAGUUGACCGGAAAAAACGGAAUCAAAAUCACUGGCUCGGUCUCGAUAUUCUGCAUAGAAGGAUCUAGCGUUCGAUCGAAAACCGCCUGAAAGAGUACUUGGAAUACAUUGCGGUACUCAAAAUUGCAACCGAUAGUAGCGAACACGGGAUUUAUUUUGCUGGGAUUGAAAAAAAUCGGUUUUUUUUUAUUUUUUUUAUCUAACUACCGGUGCAGUACGGGACUUUGAUCGCGAUCAGAGGCUGUCGACAUGAUUCUUUUAUACCACGUCGAGGAGGAGGUUUUUUACGUUAUUUGUCCACGGGACAGCGACAAGUACGUGAUCAUCUACAAGAUUUAGGGGAACCGGAUGGCGCGUCGCAGGAAGUCCGCGCGUUUUCGGGGCGUCGUUAAAGAUUGGUCUUCGGUACCCUCUACCCGGCCUACGCAUCUUACAAAGCUGUGCGAACGAAGAACGUCAAAGAAUAUGUAAAAUGGAUGAUGUAUUGGAUAGUGUUUGCCCUGUUUACGUGCGCAGAGACGUUCACAGACGUCUUCCUGAGCUUCUGGUUCCCCUUCUACUACGAGAUAAAGAUAAUCUUGGUGCUCUGGCUGCUGAGCCCGGCGACCAAAGGGUCGAGCAUUUUGUACCGCCGUUUUGUCCACCCCGCCUUGAGUCGUCGUGAGGCAGAAAUUGACGAGGCUCUCGCUCGUGCCACCGAGCAGGGAUACACCGCUGUACUUCACCUUGGAUCACGGGGUGUCAACUAUGCUACCACCGUUCUUAUGCAAACUGCGAUCAAGGGAGGCGGAGGGCUCGUUCAGCAGCUAAAAAAAAGCUACAGCCUGAGCGACCUCACGGGUGAAAAGGAGGAUGAGAAUCGAAAUACGCCUGAUACGCGGGACGAGAUAGAUAUGCAAGCAGAACCUCGUCGCAGAGAGAACCCUGGAAGAAGAGGAUACAGCCCGCGCCGGACUCAGUCAGGCAGCAACAGAGUCGACAUGUACUUUUCCGAGGUGGACGUUGACGUUAGACAACCAAGGCCUCGGGAACCUAUAGCUAGCUUAUCUAAUAUUAGGUCGUCGGACGAUAUUUCUAGCGGAUACAGCAGUGGCGAGGCGUUGCAUCCGAGUCGCGUUGGAUCUCAGGUCGAGCCCUUGGUCAGGACGUCGAGCGUCGGUGCUAGGACUCGCCCUAAGCCACGAUCAACCACCAGGAAAGUACCCGAGGACAGCGGUGAUGAGGCGAGCGACGUUGACCCUUCGUCUUAUCCUAGAACUCCCGUUAUUCCUCCUUAUUCCCAAUCAGGAUUUCUUUCCGCGGAACAGGCCUUGGACAUUCUGCUUGCAUUUGCACAGAACAGUCCAGCUCUCCGAGACGCAUUAAUUAUCGAUCACGAAUCCAUAAAAUCGCGAAUUGUUGACGAACGAAUAAUUCACGCACGUGAAUCGCCUUCGUAUCAGAGUCAAUUUUCCUCUACCAACGCGAAUUUUCAAACGAGAGAUGAGUCUUCCGAUAAAGAAUCCAGCUCUGAGUUUCUGGAUUCGGUUUCGGACGCUGAUAAUUUUCCGAGUAUUGAUGAUACGCCGGUAAAAAGUCAGAAUGUAAUUCAUGCAAAAUUAUCGACCCAUAGUCCUCCGCUGGACGAAUCGAAAUCGUUGGAGGGCUCAAAAAACUUGCUUGAUUUCGCAUUCUCAAAUGCGGCUGAAUUAUCUUCCCACAACUUUGCUUCUGCGCCAUCGACAUCGAUCGACGUUGGCAAAAUAACUAAUGAAAUUUGUCAGAGUAAAUUUGACGAACUGAAAGAGCUGAUAAGUAGCGCUCGAAAGGCGGUCUCUAACAUAAUAUCAUCUGAGGAUAUUAACGUUGGAAAAAAGAUUGAAUCGAAUAUGGAUAAACAUUUGUUAAGCCCCGCCAGCUAUGAACGGCGAUCGAUAUCGAGGAGUAACUCGGACAGCUGCUAUAGAGCGGGAAAGUACAACAAAAAACCUGCACCGAAAAUACCGGGUACCAAGAGUCAAGAUGACUUGGACUCUUCGGCGUCCCAGGGGGCCCUGAAGGCCACUUUAGUGAUAAAAACUGGCACCGUUAAAACCGUAACGAGUAUCGACGCCUCAAAAGACGUCUUCGUUUCAAGUUCAUCCCGUUCCCAGAAGUUUGGAAAGAACGGAAGGCGAUCCAAGGCCGCAGCGAAGACGAAGGAGGGGUUAUCGAAGCUCCUGACGAUACCGAAGACUAUCUUCAAUACCGCCUUUCACCACAAGGACCACCAUGGAAGAGAUUGCGACUCGAAUUAUUCCCCUUCCAGAACUCCGUCGAGAUCUCGAUCAGUUAGCUUAAGUUCCAGGGAGGAGGUCGGCGCUGAAGAUAUCAAGGGCAACUCCAAUUUGGAUUCGGACUUCGAGGAUGCACUGCUGAAGGUCGCUGCUCUUGACGAAAAAGCCGAGACUUACGUCGACCUUCGUUCUAAUAUUAUCGAUGAUUACGCGUCCGAUCAAGACUCGAAAAGUGAGGACCUAGACAAGACCGUAUACGAACGGGAGGAGUACGAGGAGAAAGUUCUUAGGGGCAGGGGAUUAUCUGGAAAGAGGGAAGGCGAUGAACCGACUAUUCCCAUUCGUCAAAUGUCCCGAUCACCCACAAGGAUCGCGAAGAAAUUCACGAAUAAUGGCCAGUGAUCGGUUUUUUGUUUUAUCAAAAAGUAAGAGAAUUGGGAGAAGAAAAUAACAUCGUAUAUAUCGUGGGUAGCAACGUGUUGGAUUUUUUGUCUUAUCAAGUCCUCCUUCGAUAUCCUUUCAUCCGUUAUCCUAUUUCUGUGCAUCGCCGCCUCCCUGGAGACAUCGAAGAUGGAAGAAACUUUAUAUCGAUCACAUAACGAGCUUCGCGACUCUUCCCCGCACCAAAAAGCCAAGCAAGAAAAAGGUGCAAUGAAACUUGCCAGCUGCUGACCGGAUCAAUGAGUUGGACUGAAUUUUAAAAUCGUGAAAAAAAAUAUCUUACGAUUCGGCAACCGCCUUAGCUUCAAAGCGAAAGAUGGUGCAUGCGUCAGUCAGCUGGGUCAGCAGCAGGAGCAGCAGAAUUACACGUUUUUACGUAACAGCGUAAUAACUAUCGCCGCUAUCACAGCUUCGUUUUGCUACCUUAUCUUUCACUACAAACGAAGACAUCGACAAACUCUUCGUUUUUAAGGGUCUCCGCGGACCAAACGGUGGCAAAAUUUUUAUCUUGCGUACUGUUUUUUUUUUUUGUAUGAAAACACACUAACUGAUUGACGACAAAUGGCGGUGAUGAGUAUGGAAGUAUGGAAGAUAAAAAUUUCACCGCUGUUUGGUGCGUUUGGGACCUAAUUCUAUUGUAACCCCAUCGACCAUGCCGGAUUUUUACACUAACUUCCGGUCACAUUUAACCACGCACAGAUGCAUUAUCGUGUGAAGAGGAUUGUUUCAAAUGUUUUUGUCACAAUAGUUGUUUCGUUUUUAUUUUUGUUGGUAGUCACAGUCUUGACAUUGGACUUCGGAAUUUGUUAACUUCGAUUAAUGUUACUUGUCUGUUGAACCUGCGUUGUAGUUUUAACUGAAGAAAUGUAAUCUUCCAUCAACUGAGAGUCUAACGGAUGAAGCGUAAGAUUUGAUUUUUUUGAACUUUGUCGUUAGUUGCUAAGAAUUAGUAAUAAUCUUCCCUGUUUUACUUAUGUGAAAUCGUAACAUACUUGAUUGCAUAAUUUCCGUACAUGACUUGAUAUACGCAUGAUAUUUAUAAAUAAAUAUAUCGAUAUUCUGUUCAUAUACAUAUAUAUUAUAUAUCAAUUGGUUGAAUAAUUGUACUUGCGAAGGUAACGAUCGAUUCCUAUUGUGAUAAAUUUAAGUACUUUACUGUAGGGUCACAAAUUUGAAGAUUUUGGUAAUAGCUGGAAUGGAAUACAUGUUAUUGAAUUCUAGUCAGACGAACGUCGAUCGACGUACUUUGAUAUGACCAGUUAGUUGAAACUACCUAAAUUGUGCCACGUAAAUUAUUAUUAUUGAACUAGUGCUGAUUAAUUGUUGUUGUUCACAGGGAACUGGCUAUCUCUGUUGUAUAAAUAUUUCUGAUAGUUAUGUAUCGGAACUGAUUCACGUGAUAUGAGAACAGUAAAUUUGGCCAGAGAUUUUCUCGUGUCCUUUCGAAAUGAAGGCAUAUCGAAUCUGUGGUACUGGGUGUCUGGAAAAGGAUAAUUUUUUCUAUUUCAUGAAUUUAAUAAGUUAUCCUAAGAGGUUUUACACAAACUUGUGAUGAUAAUUUUUAGUCCAAUUCUCGUAUGCAGAAAUAAAAGUUGUUCCAUUCUCUAAUUUCCGCAUACGACGUGUAAAUAAAAAUAAAUUCGUAAACCUAAUUUGAUAACGUAAAAUUUCUAAUUGCCGCGUUUGUGGGAAAUUAUAUUUCUACGUAUUUGAUGAACGUUGUAAGUUCAAUGUAGAGAGACUCGUUUCGAAUCUGAAUUUGUUAUAGACACUCUAGAUAAUAUUAUGCCUGAGUUCGCGCACAAUUGACGACGAUCAGCAUAAUAGUAGUUACGCUAAAUAUAGCUAUAAAUGAUUUAUUUAUUAACGUUGAAUAAACUUUGCUUCAAGUUCACUAACUAA